Molecule: messenger RNA, 2662 nt
Organism: Notolabrus celidotus (New Zealand spotty)
Lineage: Eukaryota; Metazoa; Chordata; Actinopteri; Labriformes; Labridae
Gene: gtpbp8
Product: GTP binding protein 8 (putative)
Exons: 8
Coding region: 168-1025 (285 amino acids)
Cellular component (GO): mitochondrion
Molecular function (GO): GTP binding
Source: RefSeq, a predicted model, not a curated record
UCCUAGUCGGACUCAUUUAACGCUGCACAAAACAUGGACGCCUGCAGAAACAUUGUGGAAAGAGCAGUCAUUAUUACUCUCUGAUUCAGCCACAUUGAUGCUUAUAUUUCUGCAUGUAAGCCAUGAAGACAUCGGAGUUUAGGCAGGUGUGAAACCUCCAUGUGAAGAUGUUUUGUCUGCGUCAGCGGCUUCAUCCUGGGGCUCAGAUUGUGACUGUUCACCUGCACAGGGUCCACAAACUCGCUUCACUUCAGAAUGCUGCAACACUUCCCCCAAAGAAAGUCCAGAGCUUACUGUACCCCUUUAGCAGCCUGGAUGCUUACCUGGACAGGUCAGUGGACAGGACACCCUUCCAGCUGUUUCACCCCAGUUUGGAGGACAUGGUCAGAGCAGAACAACUGUUUCAUUCCUCUCCGUCACAUAAGAUUGAUUACUGCGCCUCUGCAGAAAGGAUGGACCAUGCACCUGCACUGAAACCGCCAGAGGUGUGUUUCAUCGGCAGAAGCAACGUGGGGAAGUCGUCUCUCAUCAAAUGUCUGUUUGCUCUGACUCCUGAGGUCGAAGUCCGAGUCUCCAAAACUCCAGGUCACACGAAGAAGAUGAACUUCUUCAAAGUGGGCAAAGCGUUCACCAUCGUGGACAUGCCGGGCUACGGAUACAGAGCCCCCAAAGACUUUGUGGAUAUGGUGCAGCCGUACCUCUACAGGAGGACAAAUCUGGUGAGGACGUUCCUGCUGGUGGAUGGAAGUGUUGGACUUCAGAAGGCCGACCUGAUCGCCCUGGAGCUGUGUGAGGACACCAGACGUCCUUACGUGAUUGUGGUGACAAAGAUCGACAAAUGUAAACACGGGACGCUGCUGACGAACUUAAUGGAUCUUCACGAUGUGGUUGAAACUCAGACCACGAGCUGCUUCCCUCAGCCUUUUUUAAUCAGCUCCCUCAAUUUCUGGGGAAUCUACCUCCUGAGAUGCUUCAUUGCUCACGUAGCAGGAGGCAUCAAGUUAACGGACACUUCUCAGAGCUGACCAGCAGCUUGGACUGACUGACUUAGUGUAAUCGGGACUCGCUGAACUCCUCACACACUCACUGUGUCGGUAGAGUGUAGGAUGCACAGAGGAAUCAGUGGAGCGUCGGAAUCGGCCAUUUGUUUUCAUGAUCAUCAUAGAGCAAAGUGUGGAAGGACUUUCUGAUGUUCACAAUCAGCGCAUACUCUGUUUGGUGUUCAUGCAGCACACAUUCUGCAGAGGCUUUUGUUUUAGAAUAAAACUUGAACACAUGCUGGGUUGAUUUUUGAAUGAAAAGUUAUACAUUAAAUCACUCUUCCCAGAUUCAAACAAGUAUACAACACGGCCGACAGUCGGCAGAUACAGAAACAUGACUCUUUUUUUAAUCUGAUGCUUCAUAAGGACUAUGACGCUAAAUCACUCUCUUCAAAGAUACAAAACUUAAUUCAUGAAGGGGACAUUUUCCUCACAGAACACAAGAGUUGUUGGACUGCUGCCGUGGUCGCAUUGUUUGCUUGUUUGUUUGUUUUAAUGUUAUUGUUUUGUUUUAAGUGUUGGAUCAAAAUGAACCAGUGAAAACACUGAAGUCACAAACCAGACAAUUAGAAGGAGAAUGAGACUGUAUGUUUAGAUUUAUCAUAUUAGGUUUGUUGUUUGAUUUAUUUCAGAAAAGAAUGUAAUUCAAACAAAUUAAAGUAGAAUACAAAAAUAUAAGAUAAUGAUUGUGGUUGGGGGCUUAUGAGGAAACAUCCAACAUAAUUAGAAUAAUUAAACAAAACCACCUACAACUAAAGCAAACUCAAUAUCAGAGUUCAGGUAUGAAAGAGCAGAAAUUUGGUUAAGGAAAAAAUAUAUUUAGUUAUGUCAAGAAAGAAAGGAAAAAUGUACAAUUUCAUAUCAAUACUGUCCCGGAUAUGUCUCUGUCAGUAAAGGAUGUCUAAGUAUUUUUUGUGCACAGUUUGAGUCAUGUUUUUACCUGCAAAAACUUUUAUAUUUACCUUGUUUCACAGGCAAAAUAUAUAUAAAAAAUGGAUUUCUAAAAAUUUUUCAUAGAUUAGAAAUUUAAAUAGCUUUUUCUGUUUCAGGAGGAAAAGGUCCUUUAAAUAAUUCCUCAAAGUGUCUCGAUACAUCUCCUCAAGCUUUCACAUAUUAGGUUUCUAUUUGACAUACUGUAUUAGACUACUUCAAUGACACGUCAUGGUUUAUCUUAUUGACCUUACACCUUUUAUUAUGUUGUUUCCUCUUACUCACACAACAACAGCUAAUUACAAUCCAAACCGGAUAACAGGAGGCACUUAUCAAACUGAAACGCUGUGUAUACAUUGGAUUAGAUACGUCAUUGAAUGCAAGUUACGCAAUGACAAUAGAGGCAUUCUAUUCUAUUCUAUUCUAAAAGGUUACCGGGUUGAUUCUGAGUUAUCAUGUUGCUCUUUAUCUGGUGGGAGACCUUGAACAUUUAUGUUCUACUUACUCUGCACCUUAUCUCUGUUUAUCAUUUGUAUUUGGAGGAGCACAAUAUCAAACCUAGUGAAAGUGAGAAUGAGUACUGCUCCAAAUUCUGCAAAACUAAUCUCAUCUGAUGAUCCGCUUUAUACCCGAGAGUGUGCCAGGUCUGAAGAUCUGUUUCUGCAGAUUUGAGAAUAAAACCUUGAGAGACA